Molecule: messenger RNA, 1116 nt
Organism: Suncus etruscus (white-toothed pygmy shrew)
Lineage: Eukaryota; Metazoa; Chordata; Mammalia; Eulipotyphla; Soricidae
Gene: FCGR1A
Product: Fc gamma receptor Ia
Exons: 5
Coding region: 1-1116 (371 amino acids)
Biological process (GO): cell surface receptor signaling pathway; regulation of immune response
Molecular function (GO): transmembrane signaling receptor activity
Source: RefSeq, a predicted model, not a curated record
AUGUGGCUCCUGACAACUCUCUUCCUUUGGGCACACUCUGAAAAGCCAGUGAUCAUCUUGCAGCCUCCAUGGGUUAAUGUAUUCCAAGAGGAAAGUGUUACCUUACGGUGUGAGGGACUACGCCUGCCUGAAGACAAUUUUAUACAGUGGUUUCUCAAUGGUACAGUCAUUCAGACCUUGAGUCCCUGGUACACCAUUGCUGCUGCCAGUAUAAAUGACAGUGGUGAAUACAGGUGCCAAAUAGGUCUAUCCAUAAAAAGUGAUCCUAUACAGCUAGAAGUUCAAAGAGAUUGGCUACUGCUCCAGAUCUCUAACAGAAACUUGACUGAAGGAGAACCCCUGGCCUUGAGGUGUCAUGGAUGGAAGAAUAUGGUUGUGUAUAAAAUUAUUUUCUACCAAGAUAGCAAGUCCUUUCUGUUUUCUCGCCAAUAUCCCUAUUUCACCAUUCUGAAAACCAACCUGAGCCAUAAUGGCAUCUAUCAUUGCACAGGCAUGAAAAGAAGUAAUCGCUACAUCUCUGCAGGAGUAUCAGUCACUAUUAAAGAGCUAUUUCCAGCACCACGGCUAAAAGCAUCCUUGCAAUCACCCAUCCUAGAGGGGAGCCUCAUAUCUCUGACCUGUGAAACAGAGCUACUCCAGCAGAGGCCUGGUUCACAGCUUUAUUUCUCCUUCUACUUGGGUAACAAGACCCUGAGAAGUAGGAAUACAUCUUGUGAGUACCAGAUACCAAAUUCUAACAAGAAAGACUCUGGUAUCUACUGGUGUGAGGCUGUCACAGAAGAUGGAAGCAUCCUUAAGCAUAGCCCCCAGUUGGAGCUUCUAAUUCUUGACCUCCAGUCACCUAUUCCUAUCUGGUUUCAUAUCCUUUUUUAUCUAACAAUGGGAAUAAUAUUUUUGGUAAACAGCUUUUUCUAUAUGAUGAUGUAUAAGGAACUGCAAAGAAGUAAAAUUUAUUUCGAAAUCAGUUUUGGUUCUGGUUAUGAAAAGAAAAUGAAUUCCUACAUUCAAAGAGACAGACAUUUUGAUGAUGAGCUGAAAGGUCAGGAACAAGAACAGCAAGAAGAAAGUACACAGUUGGAGUCCCAAGAAGAAACUCAGUAUGCACGAAUAAACUGA